Molecule: messenger RNA, 1327 nt
Organism: Lathyrus oleraceus (garden pea)
Lineage: Eukaryota; Viridiplantae; Streptophyta; Magnoliopsida; Fabales; Fabaceae
Product: ribosomal RNA small subunit methyltransferase
Exons: 2
Coding region: 121-1182 (353 amino acids)
Biological process (GO): rRNA methylation
Cellular component (GO): nucleolus
Molecular function (GO): rRNA (adenine-N6,N6-)-dimethyltransferase activity
Source: RefSeq, a predicted model, not a curated record
AAGGGUUUUUCCUUCUACUUCUCUCCUUGUUUCGUUCUUCUUCACCGAUUUGUCACCGGUACCGUUUUUUUCCAAACUCAUUCACUUCACCGAGUUCUCAUUCCUCCUUUCGUUCUAUCAAUGGCAGGAGGUAAAAUGAAGAAGGAAAAGGGGAAACCCUCACAACACACACCCUACCAAGGUGGAAUUUCUUUCCAUAAAUCUAAAGGUCAACAUAUACUCAAAAAUCCACUACUUGUUGAUUCAAUUGUUCAGAAAUCUGGAAUCAAAACUACGGAUGUUGUGCUUGAAAUCGGUCCCGGUACCGGUAAUUUGACUAAGAAGCUUUUGGAUGCCGGUAAGAAGGUUAUUGCGGUUGAAAUCGAUUCUCGUAUGGUUCUUGAGCUUCACAAACGGUUCCAAGGAGUCCCUUCAAGUCGCCUCACGGUUAUCCAAGGUGAUGUGCUGAAAACUGAGCUUCCUUAUUUUGACAUAUGCGUGGCGAAUAUUCCAUAUCAAAUAUCCUCUCCUCUCACAUUCAAGUUACUCAACCACCAGCCUUCAUUUAGGUGUGCAAUCAUAAUGUACCAGAGAGAAUUUGCCAUGAGAUUGGUUGCUCUGCCAGGUGACAAACUCUAUUGCCGUCUUACUGUAAACACACAACUCCACGCUCGUAUCUCCCACCUCCUCAAAGUUGGAAGAAACAAUUUCAGGCCUCCACCAAAGGUUGAUUCCUCCGUGGUACGUAUUGAGCCUAGAAAGCCUCGUAUUGAAGUUAACCAAAAGGAAUGGGAUGGAUUCUUAAGAAUCUGUUUUAACAGAAAGAACAAAACACUCGGUGCAAUAUUCAGGCAAAAGAAUGUGAUAUCUAUGCUUGAAAAGAAUUACAAGACCGUGCAGGCACUUAAAAUCUCUCAAGAAGGCUUGUUGAUGGAAGCAGACAAUAAAGUCGACUUCUCAAAUUUUGCUGAUUUUGUUGACGAUCAAGAGAUGGAGGUGGAUGAUGAUGGAGUAGAUGAUGAUGAGGAUGAAAUGGAGCUUGAAGAUGGGGUUGCAAAUGGGGCUCAAUCUGAAUUCAAAAACAAGGUUUUAGGUGUUCUGAAAGAAGGAGAUUUUGAAGAGAAGAGGUCGUCCAAACUCUCCUUGCAGGAGUUCUUAUACCUGCUUUCUCUAUUUAACAAAACGGGCAUUCACUUUACCUGAUUAUAUGUUUACCAUUAUCCAAUUUUGUUUACAGUGUUUAUUUUUCCUUUCGAAAAAGAGUAGUGUCUGAUUAAAUGGUCUUUGCAACUUCUGCACUGUAUUUUGUUGAGCUCAUUCAUUAAUGUAUACCUAUAUAGUUGAGACA